Molecule: messenger RNA, 1790 nt
Organism: Alosa alosa (allis shad)
Lineage: Eukaryota; Metazoa; Chordata; Actinopteri; Clupeiformes; Clupeidae
Product: aquaporin-9-like
Exons: 7
Coding region: 133-1095 (320 amino acids)
Biological process (GO): glycerol transmembrane transport; water transport
Cellular component (GO): plasma membrane; basolateral plasma membrane
Molecular function (GO): urea transmembrane transporter activity; water channel activity; glycerol channel activity
Source: RefSeq, a predicted model, not a curated record
GUUGGAGCAUCAUCCACAGUGAGAGAGGAGAAAGGUCCGUGUGUAGUAGCAUCGUCCACAGUGAAAGAGGAGCGAGGUGUGUGUGUGUGUAGCAUCAGAGGGACAGGAGCCUGUGCCGUACCCCAGAGGACCAUGACCCGCAAGUGUGCCCUCAAGCAUGGCAUCUUCAAGGAGUUCCUGGCCGAGCUGCUGGGCACGUUCGUGCUGGUGUUGUUUGGCUGUGGUUCCGUGGCCCAGACGGUUCUAAGCAGGAACACGCUAGGGGAGAGCCUCACCAUCCACAUCGGCUUCACCACUGGCCUCAUCAUGGGGGUGUACGUGUCUGGAGGAGUAUCAGGAGGCCAUUUAAACCCAGCGGUGUCCUUGGCGAUGGUUCUACUGGGGAAGCUGAAGUUCUAUAAGUUCCCCAUCUACGUUCUGGCCCAGUUCAUCGGAGCCUUCGCUGGCGCCGCCGCUGUCUUUGGUCUCUACUACGACGCCUUCAUGGACUUCACGAGUGGGAUCCUGUCGGUGACGGGCAUCAACGCCACGGCUCACAUCUUCGCCUCCUAUCCAGGAAGACACCUGUCCAUCCUCAACGGCAUCAUCGAUCAGGUGGUGGGGACGGGUAUGCUGGUGUUGUGCAUCUUGGCGAUCACAGAUGGGAAGAACAUCGGGGCACCCCAUGGUGUGGAGCCGCUGGCCGUGGGCUUGGCCCUGCUGGCCAUCAGUGUGUCCAUGGGCAUGAACUGUGGCUACCCCAUCAACCCCGCCCGCGACCUGGGACCACGCCUCUUCACCUUUGUGGCCGGAUGGGGCUUGGAGGUGUUCAGCACUGCAGAUUACUGGUGGUGGAUCCCUGUGGCGGGGCCAAUGGGAGGGGGUGUGGUUGGUGCCAUCAUCUACUUCCUGUUUAUCAAGAUGCACCACUCCCAUACCGAGAAACCUCAUGAGGAGCCGGAGGAAGAGGAAGAGGAGGAAGAGGAUGAUAACAGCCUGAAGGACAAGGACCAGCUCUUCUCUCAGACUGUCAAUGAGAGGCCAUUUGAAUCAGACUUUGAUGGAGUUUUCAGUAAAAAUUAUGACCUUUAUGAUAACUUGGCGGACAAAUGUUAGCCGGCUCGUUGAGGUACUUCUCCAGCAUCACUGAUGUGCAGCCAUUCGAUAAGAUGACCGGAAUAUAGCACAGUGCUGAGUGCUCGAUGCUAACGCUAACAUCAGUGGGUUUGGUGUCGGCACAUCGGCUCCAGUUACUCAGCUGAAAUUUGUAUUCUUUCCAAAGAACACCAUGUAACACAAGUCAUGUGUAUUUCCAAUGGCCCCAUUGAAGCCAGUUUGUUCACUCAGCAAAAUGGCAUGUCACUGAAUCUCGUGUGUGAGCUCAUAGAGGGGGACAGCAUGGCGCUUGGGUCACCUGCCCGCUGUGUGUGUAUUUGGCUUUGAUGGUAUUUCUCAUGGUGAUUGUGUGACACCAUGACCAGUAGACACACACACACACACACACACACACACAGGGCAUCUCGGUCACGACCCCUUCCUCCACUCUUUUACAUGCAAAUCUAACUAGAAUCUUGUGUGUUUUUUCUGUCUGUUGACUGUUACGUUUUGACUGUUUCAUAUUCAUGUUAUGUUGUAUCUAUGCCUCUUAUUUUAUUUAGUUGUUCGUCAUUGCAUUUAUAUUUUCAGCCACCAAUUCCAAAAGAACAUCUGAAGUGGUAAAAUGCUUUUCGAAAGACACUUGGCUUUGUCAGUGAUUUCAACUUAAAAACGAAUGUUGUAUAUUUUUCAGGAAUAAACUUUAUUAAAUAGAA